Morus notabilis is the source of this 1776-nucleotide messenger RNA. RefSeq lists its product as uncharacterized. Lineage: Eukaryota; Viridiplantae; Streptophyta; Magnoliopsida; Rosales; Moraceae. Gene Ontology annotation, molecular function: nucleic acid binding; 3'-5' exonuclease activity. The transcript has 8 exons. The record is from RefSeq and is a predicted model, not a curated record. Gene Ontology annotation, biological process: nucleobase-containing compound metabolic process. Bases 55 to 1641 code for a protein of 528 amino acids.
UAGACCAUGGCGUUAAAACUGCCGUAGAGGGAGAUCGUACGAUGGCAAGAUUUCAUGGAUCUGGGGAACCAAAAGCCCUUCAAAAUCCACGUAGUCUCCUCGACCGAGUCGCCCGAGUUCACUCACCUGACUCGGGCACUGACUCGUUCAUUACUCAUCGCGAUUGACGCCGAAUGGAAGCCGACCCGCGCUGGGCAGCAGCAGACAUGCCUCCCCACCGUCUCUCUCCUCCAACUCGCCUGCCAACUCGAUCCGCGACUCGGUGGGGACUCGGACGAGUCGGAGAACUCAGUCGUGUUCUUGGUGGACCUCCUCCUGAUUCCUCUUCCUUCAAUCUGGGAACUGUUGAGAGACGUUUUCGUCUCUCCCGAUAUUCUGAAAUUAGGUUUUAGGUUCAAGCAAGACCUGGUCUACUUGUCCUCCACUUUCAGCUCGCAUGGCUGUAAUCUUGGAUUUGAUAGGAUUGAGCCCUUUUUGGAUAUUACGAGUGUGUACAAAGAUCUACAACAUAAGCAACCUGGAAGGAAAAUGUCUAAGGAUAUCAAGAGUUUGGCAACUAUUUGCAAAGAAGUGUUGGGCAUUUCUCUUUCAAAGGAACUUCAAUGUAGUGAUUGGUCACAUCGUCCUCUUACUGAAGCUCAAAGAACAUAUGCAGCUAUGGAUGCACACUGCUUGCUUGAUAUUUUUAACGUCUUUCAACACAAAGUCAUCAAAGAAGGGAAUUUAAAUCACAAUCUUGCUGAACCAACUUCCCUCGUUUCAAAUGUUGGGUUGAAAGAGAUUCUUGAGAAGAAUGGUGUGUGUGAAAAAAUUAUAAGGACGACAUUUUGUGACGCUUUGGAUAUAGUCCGAGCUACUGCUUGUUUCGAUAUUUCUCAAAAAAUAGCCUCUGAAGAAGGAAUGGUUCUGAGGUCUCAGCAAAGGAGUACGUUGCCUAUGGACGAGUCCCUGUUGAAGAUUGUGAACAGAUACGGUGAAAAACUUGUGCUGAAAGAAUCUGAUAAAAAGCCGAAAAUUUCAAAAAGAAAAGGGAAAAGACGAUCAUCGGCUGGUUUGAUUAAUAAAGAAAAGCAAUUAGAGAAUCUUGAGGACGGGCAAGGACCCAUACCAUGGGAUUUGUCCUUGGGGGGAAAUGGAUCCCCUAAGUUUCUGUGUGAUGUAAUGGUUGAAGGAUUGGCAAAACAUUUGAGGUGUGUUGGGAUCGAUGCUGCAAUCCCACAUUCGAAAAAGCCCGAACCUAGGGAGCUGAUAGGUCAAGCUCACAGAGAGAAUAGAGUGCUAUUGACGCGGGAUGCCAAGCUGCUGAGACACCAAUAUAUAUUAAAGAAUCAAAUAUAUAGGGUGAAGAGUCUUCUGAAAAAUGAACAGCUACUUGAGGUGAUAGAAACAUUUCAGCUGAAAAUCAGUGAGGAUCAAUUGAUGUCAAGGUGCACAAAAUGCAAUGGUAGGUUUAUUCAAAAGCCUCUGACAACUGAAGAGGCUGUGGAAGCAGCAAAAGGUUUCCAACGAAUUCCAAAUUGCUUGUUUAACCAAAAUUUAGAGUUUUGGCAGUGCAUGGACUGCAAUCAACUUUACUGGGAGGGAACCCAGUAUAAGAAUGCAGUCCAGAAAUUCAUAGACGUUUGCAAGUUGAACGACUAAACUCCAAGCUCAUAAUCAUUGUGAACAGUUGUGCCAUUUUUGGGCAAGUGUCUUUGUCGGUUAUGCUUUUGUAAUAUAUUCAUCUCCAUAUGUUUAAGUUAUGUUAAGUUAUGUACGUCAUUAUUAUUAUAUGUA